Molecule: messenger RNA, 2158 nt
Organism: Oncorhynchus gorbuscha (pink salmon)
Lineage: Eukaryota; Metazoa; Chordata; Actinopteri; Salmoniformes; Salmonidae
Product: vimentin-type intermediate filament-associated coiled-coil protein-like
Exons: 2
Coding region: 513-1049 (178 amino acids)
Cellular component (GO): type III intermediate filament
Source: RefSeq, a predicted model, not a curated record
AAAAUAACCAGUGACUCUUUCCGGGGCGAAGUUUAAGCCACAGGUUACAAAACUGUUGCGAAGUUCAUUGUAUUUAUCCAGCCUUUUAUAUCAAAACAGUGCAGACAACGAACUAUUAGAUUGCACGAGUCAUGUUGUUCGUAAUUAUUACAUGGAAUUAUAUCUAUUGUUACGUUUCUCAUGGGUUUCAGAUAUUAGAUAUAUCGUAGGAUGGCGUAUCGGUACUGUAACUGGUUAACUAGUUAGCUUGCUGUUUCGGUUUCUAGCAUAGCAUCAUCAAGCAGUUUUUUCUGGACACGGAACAAUGUUUUUUGGUGCAAUUGUACAGUUGUUUACCGAACUAGGAGGACCUAUACUAAACGCUGAAGAAAGUGCAGCCAUGGCAGGAAGUGUAAACACCAGCCCUCCGGUGAAAUGCUUGUUCACGAGCAAUGAGUCAAUAGUCACGAUCAGUCUUCUACGGUGAGCUAGUGUACAUUUACUUUUAGGUCGUGUCAUAUUCCUCAUGUGACAUGUCCUCGCCGUCACCGGUACAAAUUCGAGAGGCGAACGUACACCUGGCCGCGGUGCACAGGCGGGUAGCAGAACUGGAGCAGCGGCUCGAGGCAGCAGAGAACACCGUGAGGGAGCAAGCAGAGAGUCUCAUCAGGAAGGACGAGCAACUGAGGGCUGCUACCCAGGAGAUCACCGAGGCCAAGAAUAAAGAGAUUUACUACCUCCACGAGAAGCUGUGCAAGUCAGAGGACACCAUCCAGAGGUUUCAGAACAUGAUCAAGGAGAAGGAUGCUAUGAUAGGCCAGUUGCAACAUCGCUGCCAGCUCCUGGACAACAUCUGUAAGAGCAGGCCUUUACUAGACAGUAUGCUGUUCCAUAUGGCUGAGGCAGAAAGACUUGGGCCAGUGGUGGGGAUGGGUGAACCCACUGUCAAAACAUCCCUCACAGACGGGGAGUCAAACUGCAGUCCCAACCGCAUCUCUAACCACAAAGACUUCUCUCUCAGUGAGGAUGACCAGGAGCUGGAUGAGAUAGUGUUUGGAACAACUGUAUAGUACAAGGCCCCUGAGAAGAGUUAGGUUAGUGAAGAGGUUCUAGAAGAGGGUGGUUACUUGAAGUAGAGGCAUGAGUCAUUUCAAAACAUCUGCAUGUUGUUAUUGAAUUUUUUAAAAUCUCAAAUAGAACAUUUGUGCUCUAAGUAGUUCUUUAUACUCUGCAGAUAACUUACAAGUUAACAUGAUGUCACAUGGGGGAACUGCUUGACAUGUUAUGAAGCCUUUGGUUUAACUGCUUGACAUGUUAUGAAGCCUUUGGUUUAACCAAUUAAAGGGAAACUAAUCUGCCUUGAUUCCACAUCUUAACCAGACAAUAACCAGGUGUCCAUUUGACAUCAGUUUCUGUUGUUUUAACUGGUGUAUUUUUGUACUGUAAUAUUUGGAAAUGGUGUAAAAAUGACCUCUUAUGUUCAGCUCAAAGUGUUCAAAGGUCAAAAAGUGUUGAGAAGGUCAGAGUUCAGAAAGUACAUCUGUCGCACAUGCAAGGCUAGGUUCUACUGCAUCCCAUGCAUUUGACUAUAUAGUAUACAAUGAAUCAGUCAUUCUGCACUGACAAAGUUUUUUUUGAAGUGACAAUUAAACUUAAAGUGCUUGAGGUUAUUUUCGGGGAGUGUACUUACUCUACAUGUAUCCUGUGUAAGCAUGACAUUUAAUUAAUCUAAGACAUACAUUAGCCUCUUGUUGGCGUCAAUAUUUGCUUCAGAGAAGCAAAGUCUAUGCAACAUUGAAGUUUGCGUCACUCUUACAGUACACUCACUCUUGCAUUACAUAAGAUGCUACAUAGAUGUGACAUUCCAGUAGGGUCAAAAGCAGGGGAAUUCAUGUCUUGUGCUCAUAAUAAUACUACUGUUUUGCUUAGUCAUUAUAUAAGCAAUAUUAUAUAUUGUUUUGGCUUAAAUCAUCAGGUGGCUAAAAGUAUUGUGUUAUGUCUGCUGCGUCUUUCAGUACAACUGCAUGAUUGUGCAGCUUAAACUGUUCCUCUUGAAAUGUCAAUGUGUGUUGCUCUGUUCAUUUAAGAAAAUAUUUUUUGAGAAGUGGUAUUUUGAUUCAAUGAGGAAGUUUUUUUUUUAGCAACAGACCAGUCUGCUACAUUAAUAAAUUAUUUAUUU